This is a messenger RNA of Saccharomyces paradoxus, 3348 nucleotides long. It is a transcript of the gene IRE1, whose product is annotated as bifunctional endoribonuclease/protein kinase IRE1. Gene Ontology annotation, molecular function: protein serine/threonine kinase activity; ATP binding; RNA endonuclease activity. The record is from RefSeq and is a predicted model, not a curated record. The transcript has a single exon. Gene Ontology annotation, biological process: protein phosphorylation; mRNA processing; intrinsic apoptotic signaling pathway in response to endoplasmic reticulum stress. Gene Ontology annotation, cellular component: IRE1-TRAF2-ASK1 complex. Lineage: Eukaryota; Fungi; Ascomycota; Saccharomycetes; Saccharomycetales; Saccharomycetaceae. Bases 1 to 3348 code for a protein of 1115 amino acids.
AUGCGUGUACCUAUGAGAAAUAUGUUAUUAGUGACACUGCUCGUUUGUGCGUUUUCAUCCAUAAUUUUAUGCUCAAUUCCAUUGUCAUCCCAGACAUUAAGGCGACAGAUAGUGGACGAUGAAGUUGCAUCUACUGAAAAGUUCAAAUUAAACUAUGGUUUUGAUAAAAGUAUAAAUUCACAGAUUCCUGCCCCAAGAACUACUGAAGAUUUACCUAAGAAGAAGCUCAGCUCAUAUCCUACGCCUAACUUAUUGAAUACUGCUGAUAAUCGACACGCUAAUAAAAAAUCACGUAGAGCGGCCAAUUCCAUAAGCGUGCCCUAUUUGGAGAAUCGUUCCCUGAACGAAUUGAGUUUAUCUGAUAUAUUAAUCGCAGCCGACGUUGAGGGUGGACUUCAUGCUGUUGAUAGAAGAAACGGUCAUAUCAUAUGGUCCAUCGAACCAGACAAAUUUCAACCCCUUAUAGAGAUACAAGAACCUUCCAGGUUAGAAACGUAUGAAACGUUGAUUAUCGAACCUUUUGGUGAUGGGAACGUUUAUUAUUUUAACGCCCAUCAAGGCUUACAAAAACUCCCUCUAUCUAUACGUCAACUUGUUUCAACUUCUCCACUGCACUUGAAAACAAAUAUUGUGGUUAAUGAUUCUGGCAAAAUCGUCGAAGAUGAAAAGGUCUAUACUGGAUCGAUGAGAACUAUAAUGUAUACUAUAAACGUUUUGAAUGGCGAAAUUAUAUCAGCAUUUGGGCCUGGCUCAAGGAACGGGUAUUUCGGGAGCCAGAGUGUGGAUUGCUCACCUGAGGAGAAGAUAAAACUUCAGGAGUGUGAAAAUAUGAUCGUAAUUGGCAAAACUAUCUUUGAGCUGGGAAUUCACUCUUAUGAUGGGGCAAGUUACAAUGUUACUUACUCUACAUGGCAGCAAAAUGUUUUAGAUGUCCCCCUAGCGCUUCAAAAUACAUUUUCAAAGGACGGUAUGUGUAUAGCGCCCUUCCGUGAUAAAUCAUUGUUAGCAAGCGAUUUGGAUUUCAGGAUUGCUAGGUGGGUUUCUCCGACAUUUCCCGGAAUUAUUGUUGGCCUUUUUGAUGUGUUCAACGACCUUCGUACUAACGAAAAUAUACUGGUGCCGCAUCCCUUUAAUCCUGGUGACCAUGAAAGUGUAUCAAGUAACAAAGUUUAUUUGGAUCAGACUUCGAAUCUUUCUUGGUUUGCAUUAUCUGGUCAGAAUUUUCCCUCAUUAGUCGAAUCAGCCCCUGUAUCGAGAUAUGCUUCCAGUGACCGUUGGAGGGUGUCUUCAAUUUUUGAAGAUGAGACUUUAUUUAAGAACGCAAUUAUGGGAGUUCAUCAGAUAUAUAACAACGAAUAUGACCACCUUUAUGACAAUUAUGGAAAGACUAAUUCUUUAGACACUACGCACAAAUAUCCGCCUCUGAUGAUUGAUUCUUCUGUUGAUACAACCGACCUACAGCAGAACACCGAGAUGAAUUCACUAAAGGAAUAUAUGUCACCAGAAGACCUUGAGGCAUAUAGAAAAAAGAUCCACGAGCAAAUAUCGAGAGAAUUAGGUGAAAAAACCCAAAAUUCUCUGCUACUGAAGGUUGGAAGCUUAGUGUAUCGAAUUAUAGAGACGGGAGUAUUCCUGUUGUUAUUUCUCAUUUUUUGUGCUAUAUUACAGAGAUUCAAUAUUUUGCCGCCAUUAUACGUAUUAUUAUCCAAAAUUGGAUUUAUGCCUGAAAAAGAAACCCCCAUAAUUGAGUCGAAGACGUUAAAUAGUUCUGCUUCAUCAGAAAAUGUCGCCAAGCCAUCCGAUACAAAAUCAGGGAGGCAAGUUGUUUUUGAAAGCGUAGUAGACGAUGGAAGUCUAAAAUAUGAGAAAGAUAAUAAUGAUGGUGAUGAAGAUGAUGAAAAAUCGCUAGAUUUGACCAUAGAAAAGAAGAAAAGGAAAAGAGGUUCAAGAGGGGGCAAAAAGGGCAGAAAAUCACGCGUUCCAAAUAUACCUAACUUUGAGCAGUCUCUAAAAAAUUUAGUAGUGUCGGAAAAAAUCUUAGGUUACGGUUCUUCAGGAACAGUAGUAUUUCAAGGAAGCUUUCAAGGAAGACCUGUUGCAGUAAAAAGAAUGCUAAUCGAUUUUUGUGACAUAGCUUUGAUGGAAAUAAAACUUUUAACCGAAAGCGAUGAUCACCCAAACGUUAUACGAUAUUACUGCUCAGAAACGACAGAUAGGUUUUUGUAUAUUGCUUUAGAGCUCUGCAAUUUAAACCUCCAAGAUUUGGUUGAAUCUAAGAAUGUAUCAGAUGAGAAUUUGAAACUACAGAAAGAGUACAAUCCAAUCUCGUUAUUGAGACAAAUAUCGUCUGGGGUCGCUCAUCUACAUUCUUUGAAAAUUAUUCAUCGAGAUUUAAAGCCUCAGAAUAUUCUGGUUUCGACAGCCAAUAGGUUUACUGCCGAUCAACAAACAGGAGUAGAAAACCUCAGGAUCCUAAUAUCAGAUUUCGGUCUCUGCAAAAAACUAGAUUCUGGUCAGUCUUCAUUUAGAACAAAUUUGAAUAAUCCUUCUGGAACGAGCGGCUGGAGAGCUCCUGAACUACUUGGCGAAUCAAAUAAUUUGCAGUGUCAAAUCGAAACGGAACACUCUUCUAGUAGGCAUACAGUAAUCUCAUCUGACUCCUUUUAUGACCCGUUCACCAAAAGGAGACUAACAAGAUCUAUUGAUAUUUUUUCUAUGGGAUGUGUUUUCUAUUAUAUCCUGUCCAAGGGGAAGCAUCCAUUUGGAGAUAAAUAUUCGCGUGAAAGUAACAUUAUAAGGGGAAUAUUUAGUCUUGAUGAAAUGAAAUGUUUGCACGAUAGAUCCUUGAUUGCAGAAGCUACGGAUCUAAUCACACAAAUGAUUGAUCAUGAUCCAUUAAAAAGACCGACUGCCAUGAAAGUUUUAAGGCAUCCGUUGUUUUGGCCAAGGUCAAAGAAAUUGGAGUUCCUUUUAAAAGUUAGUGACAGGCUUGAAGUUGAAAACAAGGACCCUCCCAGUGACUUGUUACUGAAAUUUGACGCCAGUUCUGAAUUCGUAAUACCGAAUGGAGAUUGGACUGUUAAGUUUGAUAAAACCUUUAUGGACAACCUUGAAAGAUACAGAAAAUAUCAUUCGUCAAAAUUAAUGGAUCUAUUGAGAGCACUCAGAAACAAAUAUCAUCAUUUUAUGGACUUACCCGAGGAUAUAGCAGAACUUAUGGGGCCGGUACCCGAUGGAUUUUAUGAUUACUUCACCAAACGUUUUCCAAAUCUAUUAAUAGGUGUUUAUAAAAUUGUUAAGGAAAAUUUAAGUGACGACCAAAUUUUACGUGAAUUUUUGUAUUCAUAA